UGAACAUGGAUUAUCCUUCUGUAUAUUUAAGUCUUCUUAAAUUUUUUUCCUUCUUUUUUUCUAAAAUUUCUUUUAGCAAUAGUUUGUAAUUUUUAAGUGUAGAAGUCUUAUGCAUCUUUCAUCACAGGGGUACCUAGUGCUGCCAGUUCCUGAGCCUUUUGAGGAUCCAGUCAUGUGAAUUAGACGGAUUUUUUUCUUUUCCUACUCCCAGUGCAGAACCUGAAUUACAGUUCAGCCAAGUCAAUGACCACUUUUCAUAUGCCUUUAGCUUCUAAAAUUGUAUCAUCAUUAGUCCUCACUGUUUACUUGAUCCUUGUGAACUAUGCCUUUUAAAAAAAUACCUGUACCAUAUGACUCAAUAAUUUGAUUCCAAGGUAUGUACACCAAAGAAUUGAAAACAGUGACUCAAACGUGUACUUGUACACCAAUGAUCAAAGCAGCUUUAUUCACAAUAACCAAAAGGUGGAAACAACCCAAUUUUCCAUCAACAGAAUUGGUAUAUACAUACAUUGGAAUAUCAUUCAGCCAUAGAAAAGGAAUGAAGUUCUAAUAUGUGCUACAAAAUGGAUGGACCUUGAAAAUAUUAUGCUAAGUGAAAUAAGCCAAAAAUAAAAGGACAAAUAUUGUAUGAUUCCACUUACAUGAAAUAUCUAGAAUAGGAAAAUUCAUAGAGACAGAAAGUAGAUCAGAAGUUGCUAGGAGCUGGGGUAAGGGGAGAAUGGCAGGUUAUUGCUUCAUGGUGAGAGUCUCUGUUUGAGGGUGACAAGAGUUUUCAAAGUAGGUAAUAGUAAUGGUUGCAACCGUUGUCAGCUGGGGCUGCUAUAACAAAAUGCCAUAGACUGGUAGCUUAAAGAACAGCCAUUUACUUCUCUCACAGUUCUGGAUGCUGGGAAAUCCAAGUUCGAGGUGCUGCAAAUUCGGUUCUGAUGAAAGCUCUGUCCCUGGCUUGUAGACAGCUGCCUUCUCGUGUACUCAUAUGGCCUUUCUUCCAUGUACACACAUGGACAGAGAAAUCUCUCUGUCCUCCUCUUCCUACAGAAGCAUUAAUCCCAUCACGAGGGCCCACACCCUCAUGACCAAAUCUGAUCCUAAUUAUGCUUCACCUACCAAAUACCACCACAUUCCACAUUCCAGAUUAGGGCUUCAUUAUAUGAAUUUGGGGGAGGGACACAAACAUCCAGUCCACAACAAUUGCACAACAUUGUGAGUGAAUUCAGUGCUAUUGAGUUGUACAAUUAAAUGGGUUAAAUGGGAAAGUGCCAAUGAAGUGCACAAAAUAAAUGUUCUUUAGAAAAAAAAAAGGGUUAAAUGGCAGGUUUUAUGUUAUAUAUUUAUAUGUUACCACAAAUUAUAAUUAUUUUAAAAAAACCUUUAUUCAGAUUUUAGUGGGUUUUGGAAUUGAGCUAAGUUAGAUGCCUGUGUUUAUCCCUCUCUGGUAUUCCUUUUUUCUGUCAAAAUAAACUCAAGGACAAGUCUGUAGUACAAUACAAAAAAAUCCCCUCUGAGCUAUCAGGAGUUAAAUUGCUAACCUGAUGCCCCAUUAUCCAAAUACUUCAGUUUGUAUUUCCCAUGAACAAAGACAUUCUCAUAAAUGUAUGCAAUAAAACCUUCAAAAUCUGGAAGCCAACUUGGAUGCAUUACUGCUCAUUCAUCCUCAGACCUGAUUCAUGUUUCGCCAGUAGUGUUGUUUUUUGUUUUUUAUAGCAGUAUGCUCUUUACAGCAAAAGGAUCCAGUCUUAAAUCACUUGUUCUACUUAGUUUUUCAUGUCUCUUCAGUCUCCAGUCUGAAUAGUUGUUCAGUCUUUCCUUGCCGUUCAUGACACUGACACUUUUGAAGACUAUGCCGGUUCAGUUUUUUGUGUGGAAUGUCCCUCAGUUUGUGUUUGUGUGAUGCCUCUUUGUGGUUAGAUUCAGGACAGGCAUCGUUGGUAGGACUAUCAUAGAGGUGAUACUGUGCUUUUGCACCCUUUUGGGUGACACAUGAUUUUGAUCAGCCUGGGACUGAGGACUUUCACUCUGCUUAUUUGAUUAAGGCAGUGUCUGCUCGAUUUAUUCACUGUAAUGUUACUCUUUUCUCCUUUGUAAUUAAUAGGCAUUUUGUGGGGAAGUACUUUGAGACAAUUUAAAUAUCCCAUUUCUCAAAAAAAGCUCAAUUUAUUCAUUCAUUUAUUUCUAUUUCUGUGGAUUCAUGGUUUUCUGUAUUAUAUAAUGGACUAUAAUUUAUUACCAUCGGUAUUUGUUUUGAUGCUCACAUUGUCCUAAAUUUGGCCAGAGAGUGUACAUUCAGACCAGCUUUUGUCCAUAUCAUUCUCUGAGCACUUCCUUGCUUUGGGGCACAAUAAGAAAGUCCAGCUCAUCUUGUAUUUUCUAUGCCCCAGGCCUGGAACCACUCAUUUCUCCAAGGAGCCCUGAUUCCUUCUAGUCCUAAGUGACAUUUAGAAGCUACAGUCUAGUUGUUAGGUUUAUUGGGUGUUGCUGCUCCAGCCUCUCUAGGAGGACAGAAUUAAGGAAUAUAUUUUUCCCCCAAGUUUUACUGAGAAAUUAUUGACAUACGUCAUUGUAUAAAUUUAAGGCAUACAGCAUGAUGGUUUGAUUUCUAUAUAUUGUGAAAUUAUUGGGGAAUAUAUGUUUUAUACACACAUUUAUUUCUAUAUCUAUCUAUAAAAAUUGAAACCAUGAAUUCAAAUGAAUACCUCCAAUUCUAAUCCAACAUUUCCUGCCUUUUCUGUAUUUGUAACUCCUUUAACCAAGAGUGAGAAAUGUCACUUCCAUUAUCCUUAAUAUAUUUACUUAUUUGAUCAGUUUCCCUGUGUGUGACCAUCUACCAUCUCUCCACCACGUAUCUUGCAGGGAAGCCCUCUUCUUCCUGCUUGGACUCUUGACUCUCACUCCAGGCUACCACAUUCCCUACGUGGAUACCCUUCUCUCCCCGCAGGAAUUCUGUAGUUUCUGUGUCUGUGUGCCUUACAAUAGGCAUAUUCUACCUUCUUAUCUCAGGGCUUUUAUUUGUCUUCAUCUGUUUGGGCUGUUAUAACAAAAAUACUGUAGACCAGGUGGCUUAUAAGACCAAGUGGUUUAUAAACAACAUUUAGUUCUCAUAGUUAUGGAGGUUGGGGGUCCAAGAUCAAGGUGCUGGCAGAUUUGAUGUCUGGUGAGAGCCUGCUUCCUGGUUCGUAGAUGGCAGUCUUCUUGCUGUGUCCUCACAUGGUGGAAGGGGUUAAAGAAAUCUUUUUUUUUUUUUUUUUUGAGUAAAGUUAGAUUUAUUUAGAGAGAUACAUACUGCAUAGAGUGUAGGCUGUUUCAAAAGGCAGGGGAAAGGCCAUGAAGUGUGGGGAUGGGUGCUCAGGUUAAAGUAAAAGUAGAUACACACUCCAUAGACAGAGUGCAGGCUGUUCCCGAAGAGGAGGGAGCGAGAGAGGCAGCCACGUGGCGUGGUGUUGCCAGUUUUUAUGGGCUAGGUAGCUUCAUGUGCCUGCAAGUAGGAGGACUAUUCCAACUACCCUGGGGAAGGGGCUGGGAUUCCCAGGAAUUGGGCCACCACCAACUCUUUGGCCUCUUGUGAUUGGGGUGAAAGAAAUCUUUAAGGUCUCUGUUAUAAGGGCACUUAUCUGAUUCAUGAGGGCUCUACCCUUAUGACCUCAUCACCUCCCAAAGGCCUCCCCUUGAAGUACCAUCACAUUGGAGAUUAGAGUUCAACAUACAAAUUUUGGGGAGACACAAACUUUCAGUCUAUGGCAGCCCUUCUCGGGCAAUGCCUUGUAGUUAUUGUUUCCUAAUGCUGCCAAAUGCGUCUGGAGAGGCCAGAGUGGCCACUGUCAGGGAUAAGCGGUUUAUGACUUUGUGUAGGAGCCGGCUGAGGUUAUCCCAAUACCUUUGGGCCAGGUUAUUUUAAGUUACAAUAGACAGUUCGUGAGUUUCUCAACCAACUGGAGGCUCUUCCUACCUAAAAAUCAUGAUUUCAGCAAAAGAGAAAAGAAGAGGUAAGUUAAAAGUGAACACCUGUUCUUCUAAAACUGCUCUACUGCAGGUACCAGCCCUAGAGAGUUGGCAGAUGGUUUUGUGUUUCUAAGGCUGACCUUAGCAGCCCUUCAUCAAUCUUGAGCUGAUUGAUUCUCAGGAAAGAGGAGACUGGUUUCCCAGGAUACUCAAGACACCUUUGAUUUAGUUACUACCUGAAGACCAAUUAAUUAGUCCACACUGAUUCUCUCAAGUUUUCCUAACAAAGCUAGGAAACACUGAGCACAGCCUGGCUGUGGAGGCUUUUUACUAGCUUGUUAAUUACUGUCACCUUAGACAUGGGUAAUCCUAAAAGAUAAAGCAACAAGGGUCAUUCUGCACCGGUGAAGAUUGGUGGUCUCCAAGGUCUGCAGCUAUCUCGUGUUAAGAAUCAUAACAUAAGAAUCAUGAUUCCUAUAGCCAAGGGGCUCCUUGUCUUUAAAAACUCUCCACCCAUAGAACUGAAACUACCAAUUGCUUCUCCCAUUGCAUCUUAACUCAGCUGCCAGAGGGAGCCUGUCAAGCAUAAGCAAACUUACCACUUGACUCUCAGGCACUUUUUAUUUUUUAAGUUUAGGAGUGUGUACUUAAGUUAUUUUUAAGUCAAAUGGGAUUGUAUUGGUUUUUUAAAUGACAUAGAAUUAAUUCAAAAUCAACUCUUGACAGUCAUAUGUAGAAUAGAUAAACAAGAUUAUACUGUAUAGCACAGGGAAAUAUAUACAAGAUCUUGUGGUAGCUCACAAUGAAAAAAAAAUGUGACAAUGAAUAUAUGUAUGUUCAUGUAUAACUGAAAAAUUGUGCUCUACACUGGAAUUUGACACAACAUUGUAAAAUGACUAUAACUCAGUAAAAAAAAAAUGUUUAAAAAAGAAAAAAAUCAUCUCUCAAUUAUCCUCUAGACAGAUAUCUGGGGAUCUCACUCCUCUCACCCACUUAGCCAGUUCCCCUUCUUCUGUGUCUCACCUGGACCCAUUUCUCUCCUGGUCUCUCCUCAGUCUUUGCUCUUCAUCCCAAGCUAGGGCAUAACUGGGAAGAGUCAGGGCUGGAUGUGGGGUUGUGUGGUUAAUGUGAUAAGAAGUAAAACAGUCUACUCAUUUUAAAGAUCAGGUACUCCCUGACUCUUCUCCUUAAGAGGUUAGCCCAAGUUGACUUUUGCUACUAAGAACUUCCUCUCCAUAACAGAUGUUAUUUUUUGGCAGUGUUAAAAGAUAAACUGAGGCAUAUGUAGAAAUUUUUAGGAGUUUAUUUGAGCAAAAAUCUAUUCGAAUCAGGCAGUGCCAAACCAUAAGGGGUUAGGAGCCCUUCACCAGCAGCAGUUAUAGGAAAGACUUUAUUAUGAAGAAGACUUUGAAGCAGAGUAAGGAAAUGAUUUGAGUGGCUACAGCUCAAGCAGCUGCAUUGUUUGGGUAAGUCUCCUUGGCUGUUUGUGACUGGUUGUCCUUAGGUUUUGAUUUCUUAGCCUUGAAGCAUUUGUGGGCUUAGGUUUUGGUUUGCUUAUGUAGAUGUCUAAUGGCCGCCUCCUUUAAUUAAUUUAACAGUAGUGAUAUAGUAAUUUUUUUUUUUAUGAUGGACAAAGCAUGCACAAAAGCAAAGCAAAUACUAUAGAUACUUCUAGGCCUUCUUCCCUGCCACUCCCCACCCCUUGCAGUCAUCACGCAUCUUCAACAUUUAUCAACUCAUGACCAAUUCUGUUUCAUUUAUGCCCUGCCAAACCCAGCUGUCCUGUGCUCCAGCUUUGGGUUCACCUGAAACCCUGUCUCCUCAGCUGAACUUGCCCAGGAGACAAUCCUGGGUGCAGCAGACUCCUGCCGGUCUGUGUCCUCCACUCCAUCCUGUGGCCUGAGGCUUGAGAACACUUCCAGUGUCACAUUCUGUUAUACUUGAUGGGGAAACUCGAGGCGUCCUGGUGGCGGGCAGGACAAAAGGACAGCUGUGCCAGGCUGCCCGCAAAUUAGGGCAUCUUUGGAGGCUGUCCUCCAAUUCCUAAUUAAUUUUUAGGAGAGCUUUAAUUAUGCCAUCAACAGUCCUCACUUAAACAAUCACAGGCACUCAGGCUAGGGGAGAAAUGAGUGACUGACUAGAUUUGCAUAACUAUUUACACUAAUUAGAAUGUCAAAAGUUGGUGGCAAAGAGGCCAAGUUGUGCUGUGACUUAGUAUCAUUUUAAUUUAGACCAAUUUCCUAUUAUUACAACUGUCUUCCUCUUUGCAUCUCAGGUCCUCUUUCCUUCUGAACGAUUUGUAGCAAAAACAGAAUGGAAAACAGAGGUAAUAAUAACUCAGUUGUAGGCAGAACUCCUAAAAAACUAAAAGCUUUCUUUCCUUAAUCCAAACCAUGAUUUUAGUUUUCAUCUAAACUUAUAAUUGCAUGGAUAUUUAGAUUUAGAUAAUUUAGGCAGACACUUCGCUUUGAAUCUAGAAGCCUCCUCUUUAUGUGAGUGUGUGUGUGUGUUAUAUAUAAGGUGGUAGAAUCAUGGUCAGGUUGUCCCAUGGGAAAAAGUACUGUCUUUGAACAGUUACUUUCAUUCCAGUGUCUUAACAUAAGGAUUAGUGUAUAAUAAUAAUGAUUGUAAGAUAUACUCAAUAAGUAAUAUUAAUUUAAAUAAUAUGUAAAGCUUCUAAGACACAUGUUUUGAACUAUAAGAUUUGAAAACUACAAAGUGGGCUGAGAAUACAGAACUCCAGGUCUCCGGCAUAGAACCUCCCUGACCCAUUAGACACUGUUUAGGCAUGCAUCAAUGGUUUCUGGGUCUGGCUGGUGAGCUACUUACCCAGGUCCUAGUUAAAUCAGGCAUCUUCUGUUUUUCCGCCCUCAUUCCCUUUUAGCAGCAGGAGGCCAUCUAUUUAAUUAGUUGGGGAUGGGAGCGUCUAUAAUCUCUUGGGGGCAGCUUUAGCCCCAGAACUGGAUAAGAGGGUGAAUCCAACUUGGGGCAUGGCUGGCCUCUCCCUGCAACAUAUGGGGAGCCUGCCACGCCUUCAGCCCAAGUUCCAGCAACAAGCAGGAGUGGAGGAGCCUUCCCUGCUGGGAACACACCCCGCAAAGCCAAGGGCAGGUGGCGUCACUAGUAGAGGUCAAGCAGUUCUUAGACCAAACAGCAUCUGGCAAACUAUGCCAAUUGGAAAUCAAUGUCCCUCCCUGGGUGGGUUUAAUUUUAUGGUUGUUUGCACAAACUUACAGCCCCUAAUGGCAGGGCAGAGCUCAGAGCAUCCUCCCAGGAUUGUUUCGAGGGAGUGUGAUGUCUUUUCAGCCCAUCCAUAAGUUAAAGUAAAGAAUCUGUUGACUAGAGGCUAGUGUUAGAGCCUGGCUGUCAUGCUAAGCUAAACUAGUGGUGGGCUUAGCCACUAUUUAUCCAAGACCGGGAGGUUUGACCACAGAUGCAAUACACUUAAGCCCCCAAAGCCUUACCACACUCUUUCUAGCCUGAGGGAGACAUGUGGGUUCCUCUGCAUGAGGCAAUGUUGAAUCACUAUGUUCAGUGUUCCAACUCCAUGUUAAGUAGACCAGCUUCCUUUGGACUGACAUAAGAUUCUAUAGUGGUUAAGAAGUUAUGUUCUGCAAUCAGACAAAUUCAGGUUCCAACACUCACCAGCAGAAGAACUUUGGGGCAAGUUUCUUAACCUCUCUGGAUCUCACUUUCCUCAUCUGUAAAAUGGGGAUAAUAGUUUCACCCACCUCACUGAGCUGCUGAGAGGAUGGAAUAAGAUAGUAUGUUGAAACUGGUUAGUAUGGAUUAAAAUGACAAUAAGGAUAAUAAUGAUAAUUCCAGCCAAAUAUGAACAAGAUAGUCAUGUUAAAAUAGGCAGGAACAGAAGGCUUGAAUGAGCAGUGCUGGUUUUAAAACCUUAAAUUUUAACAUUGAACUCCAUAGUCUUGUAUGCAAAUUCUUUAACUUGCUCAUUUUCCCCUUGUUAUGACCCAUCAUCUUUCUUAUUUUUCAACAAAAAGAUAAAGAUCCAGACAUAAUACUAUAUUUUGAUUCAUCCUGCAAUGAAUGGGUUGUUGCUUUAGAAGCAUCUCAUGUCAGUCCUUGGUCCCAUCAGAAUCAGAACUCCAGGGAACCCAGCGGUAGUCAUGGCAAAAACAUCUGUUGUGUUUCUCAGGUGGAUCAUUUCCAGGAGAUACUUGGAUAAUCAAGAUCAAGUGAUGACUCAUAUGGGAGAAAAACUUUUGUGUAGCUGAGGAUAGGGUUGCUUUUUUUGGGGUCAGAAACUCGGAUGGAGUGUGAGCCUACCUGGGGAAAUGUACCCCAAACUCUCCUUUCCUCCAUCAGAGACAGUUUCACUGCACUAGACUACAAAGGGACAGGGGUGAGGAGCCCUGCUUCCAAGUGGGUCAGGGAAAGGAGAACAGGAGAGGAAGGGCCAUUUCUCCCGGAUGAAUAGAGAGCAGUCAUUGGUGGAGAACUGUGUUCUGGCCAGAAUUGCAGUUUCCGUAAGAUGCCUGAUUACUUUCUUCCUUUAUCUAUAGCUUCAGCUGGAUCCCCAUCAUUAGGGCAGGAUGAAAAGGUCCCCCUUUCUCUAACAGACACAAUCUGCAGUCUCGCAACCAACCCCCCAGUGACUGUGUUACUGUUUCUUAGCCAUAGCUAGAGACACCUGACAAGCUGGCCAGUCCAAUUCUCUCUCCCGAGUUUUUGAAAACUUGGCUGAAAUAGACAAGUGAGUUGGAGCAGAGUCACCUCAUAGUAGUAUUUCAGGGCCAAAAGCAAUGGCUGCUAAGGUCCAAGUCACCUUCAUUCAUGUCCUACCAGAAAACCAGUUAUUUAAACUUCCUUUGACUUAGUGAGCUACCCCUCAUCAUUCCAUAUCUCCUUUCUGCUUAAGGACUGAUUCUGUUUUCUUUUUUUCUUCUGCAAGAAUCUUGAUAUGACAUGUUUCCUACUGGAACUUGAGAAAAAUAAAAAGUAGAGAAGGAUGGUUUUUGAAUAGUAAGCUUGUGAUGUUUGCAAGGGUCUAAACCAAAAUCUCUGGGUUCUCCAACCUUGAGAAUAGAUUCGUAACCUAAAAUUUCCCCCAUAAAAAGCAUCUUCAACCAUGAGAGCUAUAAGGCUGCAUGGAGGUGCAUGUGCCAGGUGGUUAGCCAGCUGGGUCUGUUCCUUGGCUAAGUGAUUUACAUCCAUGUCUUAUAACCUGGGAUUUAAAUUUCUGCCUACACAAAAUGACCAAGUGUGCUUCCUCAAGAAUAGAUGACACUGGAACAUUAAUUUUUCGAAUGCUAAAGGUCUCUGAAAAAGCUCCAGGCUCAUCUAAGCAGCACAAAUUCGUACAGCUACAUAUAUCUUUUUCUUUAAAAACUACAUUAUUGCCUUCAGGGAUUAAUUGCAGCAGCCAAUCAUCUAGUGAAACAGGCCAUGGGUUUCUUACAAUUAUUACUGGAAAUGGCUUCUUCCAGAGGAUCCACAUUUGGGCACUGAUUCAUACUGGGAUUGCUUUAGCCUCAUCUUCUGCAAAGGGCUUCCUCUGAAGAUCGAAAUGUGAGGUUGGGUCUAUUUAUCAGUGACAACUCCGACACUGUGCAAAAUCCCUGAGCAAGAGAUCCAAUUCUCUCCCCCAGCUCCCUCCAAUAGGGAGAUUUUCAUAUGAUGUCACCAAUGGGUGGGUCACUUUGUAACAGAGCUAAAGACACAAGUCCCUGUUAGGGCCAGUUCAAUUCAUCCUCUUCUCUGGCCAUGGAGUGCAUCAUCCCCCCAGGGAUAUGACCAGCCUCCUCCCAGAGAGCUGCCUUGGCACAACCCAUCCUCACUUCUGCAAAAACCACUUGGAGCAUCAGUGGAAUUCCUUUAGCUUGUGGUAGACUUCACAUAAUUCACCAAAACUUCCUCCAAGCUUCCUGGAGGUUUCAUGUCUCCAUGUCAUGAAUUCGCAGUUACUUCUCAUAUGGAGCUUCCUGCUUGAGGACUCUUGUGCCUUCCAUUUGUCUAAAGUCUCCACUCUCCCUCUCCUCCCCACACGGUAGAUAAAGGGACUAGGAUCAGACCGGGGGAAGCAGGUAGAUGUACCUUCAGGCAGGUCUUGAAUAAAACCAGAAAAGAGUUGGAUUAACUUCUGGAAACCCAGAAGUAAAUUCUGGUUUGACUGAACUGGGUCACCUCCUUGACCCCAAGGCACUGAUGCUGUUCACCAGCACCUGAAGACACUUACCGCUAUUGUUGCACAUUACGUCCGCAUUUCCAAAGUACCACUAAAUACAACCUGGAAAAGGAAAUUUUCUACUGGCUAAUUUCUUGCUAAUUUCAGGCCAGUUAUAAUGAAUCAUGAUAUCUCCAUCACUCAGCUUCAACAACUAUUUAACUAAUAGGCAAUCUUGUUUUACCUAUACCUCCCCCCGUUUCCCUUUUCCCUAGAUUAUUUUGAAGCAAAUCCCACACAUUAUAUAAUUUAUUUGUAAAUAUUUCAGUAUGUAUCUCUAAAAUAAAAGGACUUAAACAAUGUAACCAUGCUAUCUUUAUUAAACCUAAAAUAAUUAACGAUAAUUCCUUAUUAUCAAAUGUGCAAUCCAUGUCCAGAUUUUCUCUCAUUGCCUCAUAAAUGUUUUUAGAGUUGGUUUAUUUGAGUCAGAAUCCAAACAAGAGCCACAGAUUGCAUUUGGUUGAAAUGGUUCUAGUCUCUGAUUCUAACUUUAUAGGUUCCUUCUUCACCUUUCCCCCCACCUCAUACAAUCCAUUUGUUGGAAAAUAUAGUUACCUGUUACCUAUUGAGAUUCUUAAUUCUGGAUUUUGCUGAUUGCCUCUCCAUAGUGUAUCUCUUAACAUGAUUCUCUGUCACCUGAAUGUCAUGCGAAUUGAUUGUUAGAUAUGGAGGCCUAAUAAGAUUCAGGUUCAGUUUUUUCGUAGGUACACUAGAUGCUCUGUUUUUCCAUCAGGAGACAUACAGUGUCUGAUUCUGUAUGUUUGUAUCUCUUUUUAGUGGAUUAACUGGACGAUAAUUAGAAGCAUUCAAAUAACAGUGGUAGGUUAUUCGCAGACAUGUGUUACCACCAGACCUUGGGCAACAGAUUUUGGGUUAGGCUAGAGUUUGAAUCUGCCUGUGUCACCAAUGCCCUUUUCUUGGUUGGCACUUCCUUCCUUUCCUGGGUCCCUUUUUAAACCAUCAAGCUCUGGGCUGGCUGCCAGCUGAACAGUGAACCUCUUGACCGCCCUUCUUGCCAGCCAUUUGCCCUGGAAGUUUUCCCAGCCCCGACAUGCUUCUCCCAGUACACCCACCUCACCCUCAGCCCUGCCCAGAGAGUUUGCAUGCUCACGAGUCACACUUUAUAAGAGAAAUAUUCAGGAUGCAAAAGAAUGACUAGAAUGCAGAAGAGAAGGAGUUUGUUCAUUAAUUUCAGCAUAACAAGUUAAAAACCUUUUGAGAGGAAAGUUAUACAGACUUUUUUUUUAAUCAGUCACUAAAAUGCUUUCAGAUGGCCUUCUCCUUGAUGUAAGAGUAUGGAUUCAGCUUGAAUUUUCUGUGGAUACUGCUCUCUGGAUAUCCUCUGAGACAAAGAGUUUCUAUGGCCACAUAAUUUGGGAAACUCUGUAUAUCCCAUCUUAAGAAGGACCAUGACCAUAGUAAAGCCUGUAUAGCUUUGUUUAAGGCAGAAUUUCCUUUUCUUUGUUAAAGGGUAAAAUUUCCAGGACACAGUUUGGGAAAUAUGCUUUGGAAGAACCAUAAAGCUAAUCUUCUGGGUAAAGUGAGGCAUGGGAGAAACGGGGCAUUAGCGAUUAGAACCAGCACUCUGGAAUUUCUCUGACCCACUUGAGUCUGGAGACACUUGGGGGAUUGAAUUGGUAAGAGGUUCUUAUAAUGGGCUUCUGCAGAAAGCUUAUGUUCCUGGUUGUUUCUUGGCCUAAACUCAUCAAGUAUUUAAGUAAACUUUUGUCUUCCUUCCGAGAUGACUUACAUGCAUCCUGCGUGACACCAGGGAGCAUAGAGGCGUGAACUAGUGUUACCUGGGCCUCAGUCCAGUAUUCCUCAGUUAGCAGCAAAGCAAAUUUGCUGGCGUGAAUCAAGUGACCUAGAGUGACAAAUUAUAUGGCAACUGGGCAUUAGCCACUGGGGAACAGGACAAGUGAGCUAAAAGGAGGAGGUUGUGGGCUUCUGAGCAUUGUCAUCUGAGCAUUGUAGUCAGCAGUGGUUGUGUGACUGGCAAAAUGUGGGGUGUUCAGUUGACUGGUCCACUGACGCCUCAAGAACAGGCAGUGGCGGGGAGGUGAUCAUUGCAAGCAAUGGAAGGCUGGCAUAGGGAGAAUGGACUCAGUGGUGAAACUGGCCUAUGAGGAGGAUGGUCAGAAGCCCAGUGUCAGAUGCGUAUUGCAGACUUAGUUUCCUUCUCCUUUGGCACUGAGUUCCAAGGAUCUGAGGUUGUGUGAACAGAUGAUGUUCCAAGGAAACCUCAGACUUGGUUCACAAAAUAGACUAAUCUGUGCCUGCAGGUAGCUGGCCCCACUGCCUGCUGUUUAGCAGGGCUGGGACAGGCUGGGACUGACAGAGCACUGUGCACAUGUCAUAUAGCACAGUUAAUGAGCAUCUACUAUGUGCCAGGCAUCAUUCUAGGCACUGAGGUCACAGUGAUGAACGACUCUUUUCUUGAAAUCAAAACUCUUCCUGACAAGACUCAGUGCAGCACAGAGCAUGGGCUCUAGGGAGAAAGAAGUGGUUUUCAAAUCUAGUCACUCACUGUGUAGCUCAGUUUAGCCAGAACCCUUGGUUUUCUUGGGCACAAAAUGAAGAUUUUAACAGUCCUUCCCUACUCAAAAUGUAUUGUGGAAAUAGGAACUAACAUCAGUAAGCAUUUGGUAUUUCCUGGAGGUGUUAAUUUUUUUUUUUUUUUUUUUGUGGUGAUGAUUUUGGUUUCCUUAACUUAAGGUCAGCCUGAGCAAGAAUUUCAAUCAACCAAGAAGCAAAUACUUCUUUAUUGAACACUGUAGACCCAGAUACCUAAAAUUGCCCCUUCCCUUAAAAAAUGUAUAACCUACUUGGAGAAACAGGAAAUAAAUUCAUAAUUAGAUACCAACACUACCAGUUUCAAAUAUCCACACGGGUAGGGAUUUUUGCAGUGUGGUCAACUCUAUUUUUAGUGCCUACCACAGUACCUGGCACAUGGUAAGUAAAAUAAAUAUUUGUCAAAUGAAUGAAUGAAAAUCAGCUUGAAGGAAUGAAACAAGUGUUAUAUGGUUGCCAAAGAAAUAGGAAAAAUUACAUACUCACACGGCUACCAUUGGAUUCUGCUUAGACACGGCCUAGGAAUCUGACUGGUUGAGACGUCUGGUCGGAUAGGCAUGAUAUCUUUUUGCUCCCCACUGAGUGGAUUCAGUAAGAGGCAGGGCAGUAGGACUCAAACCUAAUGGUGAGGAGGGACAGGAACACAGUCUCAGAAUUAAUAGACCUAGCUGUUUGGAUAUUUAGAAUAACUUGUUCAGCUAAGCUGCUAAAAUUGCACAAGGAAACAAAAAAGCAACAGCAACUAAAAUCAACAGAAAACUGCUUCCCUACUGGGGCCGGGAGCCGGUAUCAGCAGCUAGCCUGGGCAGGCAAGGCCUCUGGGCUUUUACUCUGUGCUGACUCAGGAACUGCCUGAAACCUGGAUUGUAAUGACAGCCACCCUUUGGGGGAGUAAGCCACCUGCUCACUAUGAAACAGCAGAGACCACAAUUUCAGAGCAGGCAGAAAAGCAGCAGGCCAGUGGCAACUGAGUUUGGAGGGCACAGUUUCCCCCCAUAGAGUCCAUAUUAGCAGGAGGAAAAAGAGCUGUGUUGCUAGGGGAACAGUGUGGACUCUCCCUUUGUGUGUGGGGUCCUUCUGUCUCCCUUUUCCUCCUCCCUCCCCUUCUUUCCUUCAACUAGUAUUUCUUGAGCAUCUGUAUGUGCCAGACACAAUUCUAGGUACUGGAGAUACACCUAGGAACAAUACAGAGGAAGCCUCCGUAUUCCUGGAGUCUCCAAACAACCAAGGACAUACAGCAUCAGGUAGAACAGGAGCUGAAUGACACCCCAGAGCCAGCCAGGGACAAUCUAGGGAAAUGGCAGUUGAGGCAGGGGUUGGGGGUGGGGUGAGCAUGGGCAGUGGAGGAGGAGCAGCCUUUUGAGGGGGCAGCAGUAAGUGGUGAUGUCAGAGAGGUGGGGCCACCAGCUGAAAUCCUUUUUCCUCCAGAGCUCAGUAAAAUCUCCCUUCUGUGAACUCCUAAUUGUACCAAUCAUGUCCGGCCUCAUGCCUAGGAUGGUGGUCCCCACUCUUCUGCUGACAUGCUCCUAUUGUUAAAAAUGUUGGUAUAUUCUCACAUAUAAAUAUAUGUAUUUAUAUUUUGUACACUAUAAAACAUACUCUGAGUUAGAAAUGAAUGAGAUAAAAGAAAUACCAGAAUAAUUUCUAAUCAUUUCCCAUACUCUAAUGGACUGUCUUGUGCACCUCUUGGAAAACAUGACCCUGGUUUACUACUCAGGGUAGUUUUUUGUUGUGUGUUGGGUUUAUUUCCACAACUAGAUGAUGAAUUCCAUUAGGCUAAACUCUGACUUAUCCCUGAUGUUGCCUGGCACAGGGCUGAACAGAUGGAAGUAGUAAUUACUGUCCAAGAGACAAAAGACUCCAGUUCUGGUGGACACAUAGACAAUGAGGCACCAGUGUAGAGGGCUUCUGCAGGGAGAUAGGGAUAGGUCCUAUGGCCUUUUUUAUGGCUAGAUGAAAGAUUCCUUGUAUCAGUCAGGGUUCAACCAGGAAAGCAGAGCUACUGUGAGUAUUACAGAAGAAGGAAUUUGUUAUAAGGAUGAGGCCUUAUACAAUUGGGGAAGGAGCAAGGGAAGUAAAGGUCCAAAAAGGUUUGUUGAAGAAUGAGAGACCAGUCACUAUGCAGCCCUGGCUGGGGGAAUGAAUCAGAGCUUGCAGGGGAGUCUGGAAGCGAGUCUCGAGCUGCUUGAGUAAGACUGGGUGGGGAAGCUGGUGCAGAAGUCAGCUUCUUUGUGGCUGUGACCAUCUCUGUGAGCUCACAAGAAGCAUCUGAUAGUGGCCCUGGGGCCACUGUUGGUCAGCAGGGCCGGCGGUUGGAAGAGAGGGAGGGAGCACUGGGUACACCAGGAGGAAAAGCAAGGAUGGACUGGAAUCUACGGGUACCUCUGCCUCUAUCUCUCAUGGCCUCUAACCUACAAGGAUCUUCAGAGUAUCAGCUUCACUUUUGCCUAACUCAAACCCAGAACCACACAGGGAAAGGCAUUCUGAAGAAACAUAGCCUCCAGCAUCAGUUUAUCAUGGAACCAUCCAGCACAUCCCUGAGACUCACUCCCUUUGUUCUGCUUCAAUGUCCAUGAAGAGAAACAUCAUGAUUAUUGAUCUGUCUUCCUUAAUACCUCAGUGCUAGAAAGGGAGGGGCCCUGGUGGUGAAUGCAAAUAUUUCAGUCACUGGAAAAGUGAAACCUCUCCUGAAAAUUAACACUUUGAAAUAUGUCUGUGAUUAUAAAAUUGAACCUUAAACUACGAGACAACCAAAUCUGCUACCCAGUAAGUCCCUGAGCAGUGUAUUUUUUGCUUCUAUCUCUGAUAUGUCAAACUUAGAUUGUUCCAAUAUCAAAGGCAGAACUCCUUUGAAUUUACCCACCUCUCACUGUUCCUGUACAUUCUAUGGGUCAAGCACUAAAAAGCAGGGAAAUAAAGCAAAAAUGAGAGGAGGGGUGGCUAGUCUGCAUCCUGGAUAAUUGCAACAGGUCAUUUUGUUUAUCUAAAGAGACACCUAUAUUGCGUGUAACUGUGUCAGGCAUGGGUCUAAGUGCUUUACAAAGAGUAACUAGCUCAGUCCUCAUGCUAAUUCUAAAGAUCAUUUCUAUUAUUAACCCUCCUUACAGAUAAGGUAAGAGGUAUAGAGAGGUUAGGUAAAUUGCUCAAAGUCACACAGCUGGAAUUUACAUCAUGAUUAACUAUGCCUUUAUGUGUAAAAGGUUCAAAAAUUAUCAAGUUCAAAAGCUGAGUUUAUUUUUAUUAUCACUUAUAAAAUCUAUUCAGAAUGUGUAGUAUUAGCUGUCAUUUAAAGAGUAGCUUUCUUAGGGACCAGGCAGAGCCCUUUACAGGUACUGUCUAAAAUAAUGCUCACUCUUGCUGGGUUAGGUAGGUAUUAUGAUUCCACUUUGCAGAUAGAGAAAUAGGAGAAGUGAUUUUUGCAAGAGCACACAGCUAGUUGAAAGGAGAGCCAGGAUUCAAAACUGACUUCAAAGAUAGAGCUUAGACCAAACGCUCAGAGGAGGCUAAGCUCCAUCCAGAAGAGUGAUGGCAGAGUACAAACCAUGCAAGUCAGUCUGGCUCAUGGCAAUGAGAAACUAAAUCCAACUGCCAAGCUGUAAUUCUCAAGCAGUGUGUGAAGUGAUUGGGGGUUGGAGAAUCACCUGGGGCCCUUUAGUGAGCUUGUGCUUUCCGGAGGUGAGUGAUCACUCUUGGGGCCUAGAACAGGGUUUCUCAUCUUUGUUUUCUUUCUCUUGGCCUUGUUAUUAGUCUGUCCGUUCUUAGUUUCUACCCUACACUGGGUUUUCUCUUUUCUGGAUCUUCAACGGGCAGGGGAGAGAGGGGCAAUACUUUGCUUUUCCCUUUCUUUCUCCAAACAUAAAUCCUUCUGCAGGUUUUUCCUCACUUACUAACUACGUAGCACAUUACAAAGUUACAGGAACUUUUAAGACCUUGCACUUCUGGUCUUUAAUGAAAUAUAAGUGGAACUCAGCUUCAUCGUCCCUUUGUCUUUUGCUGGCUUACUUUUGAGUCUUUCAGGGACCCAGAAUCCGCCAACUGCCAUGCCCUCCAGAAGGAAGCCCCAUUCCUCAUUUUUCAUAAUUUCUCUGCAAAUUCAGAAUGAACAAGUGUUUUCUUCUCUUUCUUUUAAUUGUGUGGUUCUUUGGAGAGUUUUCAUUAAAAAAUUAAAUAUGGUUUGGAUAAUAGAGGAUGUUUACCCUUUAUUCUAUACAUUUUAUGUAAUAAUUUUCAACCAUUGAUCUUUUACUUCUAAAAUAAUACCUCUCCUAGUUUUCUAGUAAGCUCCCCUCACCUUCCUCUCUCCCCUAUCUCCAUUUGCCAGUUUGAUUUCUGGCCAACCCUAGACAUAGAGUAAUAGCCAAUUCAUCGGGUAGGAUCAUGCCUUCAGUAUAGAAAUACUGUGGGAAUUAGUCUGACAUGCAUUUGGGCUCAAAUGGCUAUCGAUGUGUUUUUUGAUAAGAAAGAAUCCAUUCUGCGUUCAAAAUGUGAAUCUAGUGUGUGUUCUUUACAAGGUAAGGGAAUGUAAAUUAUUCGUAUGGGUUCUUCACUAGGAAUGCACUCAUUUUGAUUGGCAUUACUAUCAUUUAUGUAACAUUUUCCCAGACAUUCAUUUUGGGUUAUUUAUUACCUACUAUUUUCUAGGCACUCUGCUAGACUGUAGGGUUAUAAAGUAAAUGACACUAUCCUUUUAGCAUAAAAUUUCUAAUUUUAUUCCUGAAACUUUUAUUAGUGACUUGGCUGACUCUGGGAAGUCACUGGUGAAUCUCAGCUGCUCCAUUUGUCAGCUGAAGGGCUUGUAUUAAGUGAUAUCAAUUUUAAAGCAUCUAAAAUCAAAAGAUACAGGAGAUUUAACUUCUUAAUUCAGUCAUUAAGUUGCUCGGUGCCUUUGAACAUAAUACUUAGUCUCUGGAUCUCAGUCUCCUCCUCCGUAAAAUACACAGAAGGCACUAGAGCAGGCUAGGAAGCAUGUAUUCCAAGGAACUUUGUUUCUUAUCCUUUCUAGGAAAAAAAGGUUGUGUCCAAGAAGAUCUGAGAACGUCCAGAGUCAGUAGGUUUCUUAACUCCAGGACCUCUCUGAAACUUUAUUCUAUCAAUUUUGCUUCAUAACUCUCUAAGCAGGACUUAGCAGGUAGGUUUCCCAGAUUUACUUGACAGUGAAAUCCUUUUCCCCCAGAAGCAUCUUUGUAGUACUAAUAAAUUGUCCUUCAGAAUACAUUUGAAAAAUGAAUUACUACAUACCUUUAAGGCCCUUUAUUGCAGCAAUACUCUCUAUCCUUGGAUCAAUUUUAUGUCAUAUCUGCUAGUUUAUGUUCUAAUAUAGCUGAGCUGUGUGCAUUUUAUUGGGUUUCCUUUUUAUCUUCAAGUGGUACUUUCAAGUCUCUUAGUGCACAGGCUAUAAUCUUACCAGUCUUGAAUACAUGGCCAGCAAAAUCAUGCAUCUCAUUAGCACUUUGGUCAACAGUGUCCAGAACAUUAUGUUUUGUAGGGAAACAUUCCAAAGAGUAGCACAGAGGAGGCUCCUUGGGGGGAGGGAUGAGAUAAAUGAACAUGAGAAAUAAUAGCAUUAGUAGGGCCGAUUUCCAUGAAAACUCACAAAAAUGUAUUUGACAUUUUGAUAACUAAAUAUAGUGCCUCCCAUCACAGGACUGCUCUUCCUGACCAAGACUGUUAAGGUUCAGAGUAACAGAGCUGAAUGGCUCCAUGCAAAAGUCUGUGUUCAACAUCUGUCAUGCUGGAGAUCAUUAAUGUUCAAUUGCAUUCUAUUGUCUUCGUGUUACUCAACUUCAUUUCAUUGUCAUUGCUUCAGCUGGGGAUUAAUCAACUAUUUAUGGGAAGACAGGACUUGGAGUCAGAGCAGUCACAAUGGGGUUUUAGUCUAAAGCAAUGGUGAGGGAAGCAAGACAGUUAAAAGACUCCUGAUUUGUGAGAGUGUUGAUAAGUGAAUUAAACAAAAAUAUCUGAGAAUAAUGUCAACAUAAUCCAUAUUUCAAAAGGAGAAAGAACAUAUUAGCCUUCCUAAAGAAUCCAGAAAUGAUUUUGGCUUGAAUCUUUUUGGAGCUUGUUUCUUUGCCACUUUUCCUUAAGAGCUAGAAAAGAAGUUGAGAGGAGAAGUUAACGGUUUCUCUGUAAAUCAACUCAUCAUUAUCAGUAGUGGAAAUCAUGCUUCAUUAUUGUUCCUGAGGACAGUUGACACAACUGAAACAUCCAAGUAGCAUGAAAUAUUUACAGCUUUAUGAGGUGGGGAAAAUUUUUUUCGUUAGGAAUUAUUCUUUAAAACCUCACAAAUCACUUAGAUGUUUCCAUUUUGCACAUGUAUAUGCAUGAUGAUUAGUUUUAUUCAAUUUAAAAGUCAAAUUAAAUAACUAAGAGAUUGUCAUCUCAAUAUAUGUCCUGAAAACAUUUAUGAACCUGUGUCAGGGGACUGGAGUAUAAAUUCUGAAUUUGCCUAAGUUCCAAAACCAUGCAAUCUAAUUAUGUAGAAAAUAAUAUACAUUUUUGAUAUACACAGUAUCUUUUGACAAGUUGUAGUAAAUUAUUCUGCAGAAAACACCCAAAUUAUUUGCACAGUAAAAAUUCCAGGUCUGAAAUAAUAUUAGGACCUGCUAAUUUGUCCAACUUAAUAGCUAAAAUAAAAUGCUAAUAUAUUCAAUCAGCAUUAUGCAAAAUUGUCACACAUCGUGACAAAGCAAAAUCUUCUAACAUUAAACAUCUGUAUGUCAUAAUUUCAAGACCAACAUAUUCACACAAGUGAUUUCUAGUAACUUUAAAAUCUUGGUUCAGUUUUUGAUAUGUAAGCUGCCUGCUGAUAUGGGAAAAAAUGGACUAAGCCCUCCCUCCACCCCCACCUUUUUAUUCUUUUGGGGACAGCCAGGCCACUCCAGAUGGUGUGUUAGUGUUGGGCAUAGCUUUGGAGAAACUUCCAACAGACGAAGGCUGUAAUGUCAGGAUUUUGCUGUGCGUCGUCCCCCUUACCCCCCUGCAGUUCCCAGGGUAGGAAGGUGCUGAGAUGGAAGCCGAGGGACGCCCACCCACCUGCCACCACCUGUUCCCUUCUUCAGCCCUCUGCUAUAAAUUCUCCUCCUUCAAAGAUUCAUCCAGCACUCUCCGACAGCUACUGCGGAAAAAGCGCUCCUUGCCUAUCUGAGCUUCGGGAAAGAUUUCAUCCUCCUGAAAGAAGUCUCAGCUUUCCCAGAGGACUUGAAAGACCUUCCCCGAACCAGCCACACCAAUUCUGCUGCAAGAAGUUUCCCUUUUCAUUUUCAACUUCACGUUUGGAAAAUGACUUUCUUUUCAGCGUCUCUAUUUCCCCUAAAUUUUGGCAAGUGAAGCAACAUCAAUCUGGUUAUCCAGUAGGACAAAAGGCAGAGCCCCGCACUCCCCACUGGAAACUUUGAUUCCACGCUGGUUGCUUUGUGUAUGACUUAUUUGCUAAGAAGAGCCAAGUUGCAGAGCAGCGCAUACACCAAACCACGCACAGGUCCUGAGCCGACGAGUGAGCUCGGCGCCUCCCUACUUCCAGCCCGGGAUGAAGUCCUGCAAGUCCAGCAACCCGGAGGCGGGAGCGCGUGCCGCGCCCCCGAGUGCCGACGGCGCCGAGUGCGCGGGCACGUGUGCCGGGGCGGGGCGGUUGGAGAACGCGGCGCGCAGGCGCCUCGCGGCCAACGCGCGCGAACGCCGCCGCAUGCAGGGGCUCAACACGGCGUUCGACCGCCUCCGCAGGGUGGUUCCCCAGUGGGGCCAGGAUAAAAAGCUGUCCAAGUACGAGACCCUACAGAUGGCGCUGAGCUACAUCAUGGCUCUGACUCGCAUCCUGGCUGAGGCCGAGCGAUUCGGCUCCGAGCGGGACUGGGUCAGUCUCCACUGUGAGCACUUCGGCCGAGACCACUAUCUUCCUUUCGCGGUUGCGAAGCUGCCGGGAGAGAGCGAGCCCUACGGCCAGAGGCUCUUCGGCUUCCAGCCCGAGCCUUUCCAGAUGGCCAGUUAGGGCGCGCGGCCCCGCCGUGAAUGGGACGCCCAGAGAUCGCGCUCGGGAGCCUUCUCCCAAGUAGCCGCUUGGGCUUUCGGUGGCCCAGGAUGCAUUCCUAGAGUAUAAUUAGCAAAUUUCCAGCUUACUUUUAUUCGCAUCCCCAGUCCUAUGGGGAUGAUUUUAUUGCUUUCUAUUUUUAAUUCUGUAGUAUGUUGUAGAUUUCAUUGAUGGGCUCUUGGAAUGGUUUUGAUUGCUGAAAAUAAUGUCCCAUCCUCCUUUUCUGGACUACUUUGGGGGAAAACAUUCUUAAGGAAAAAUAAGAUUAGGUUAUACUGCAGGUUUAGUCCUCAGAGAAAUAAUCGCUUUCUUAAACUUUGUAAGUUUGUCCUGCUAGGGUGAAGUUAAACAGUUAUCUAUUACUUGUGUGUGCUCUAUACCGAGCAGCUUUCCUGUCUUGUAAAUGCAGUUAUGCUUAGUGCAUUGUGUGUGCAUGCAUGAAGUAGUCAGACUUCUUUUUUCUGGAGUGUACAUGGGCGUGAGUGCUCCGUAUUUUUCAAAACUGUGUAUACAUUAUUAAAAUAUUGAUUUUGUAAAAUGUAAUUUAAAAUGUAGGUUUGUAUUUCAUGCCAAGUGCCCUGCUAGUUUCCUGAUGGCACUAAAGGCCUAUUUGUGUGGGGGGUGAUGAUAGUGAAGUAUUUACUUUUACCGGAGUGUUUAAUCCCACCAAUUUGCAAAUGUACUGUUUUGUACUACUUCAUCAAAAACAAAACAAACAAACAAACAAAAAAAGCUGAUGAGAGUACAAGUAAUUAAUCUGAAAGUUUUCCCUAUCAAUGUGGAAAUAUAGAUAUAUUUUUCAUGGUUUCUAAAAAAGAUUAAAUUAAGUGAAAGAAUAUUCUGCUUUUAAGUAACUAGAUACACAGUUCCUUAGGAUUUUAUUUUCCUUAUUAAGCCGAUUACUAACUACCAAUCUUUACAAGUACCCCCCAAAAUAUAUAUUUGUUCCUAUAUAUAUAUGAACUAACACUGAGACAAAAAAUAAUACUUUUGGAAGUGACUUUCUUUUAAUCAGUACAAGUUGAGCAAUAGGGAUUACACUACCAUCAAGGCUAAUCAAGAAGGGAGCAAAACAAUACACAUGGUAUUGGUUUGAAUUACUUCUAUAAAUUUUCUUAGCUGUUGAAUGAAUACACCAAGCCUGUAAUGUAGAGAAUUACUUGGUGGUCAACAGCACUCCAUGCAUUUGGGAGAAUGUCUUGCUAAUAAUUAGAAAAAGGAGGCCUAAGUUAUCUGUGCAUUUGGAACUUUUCACGAGUCAAUAAAAACAACAGUGAUGUUUCCCACACCCAUUUGUUAUGAUUCCAACACCUAACAUCAGACACAGCUACUUUGCAAUUUAUCUGUAGAGUCCUCAUUAAAAUUUUUAAUUUCUUUGUUAUCCCUAAUUAUCAACAACCUUUUGGUUUGUGAGUGGCAGUGUCUUUCCCCACCCAUAAACGAAAAUUUACAAAAUCACAAGUGUAUCUCUGGAAAUCCAUUGAGUGACUGACUAAUGCUGAAUUUCCCUUUCCUUCUGAUACCUGUUAUUAAGAAACUGAGGUGGACUCAGGACUUUGCUUCCUCAGUGCAAAUCAGAGAGUAAAAUGUUUAACCUCUUGACAUCAACAGCUCUCAGAAGACACAAUGUUGUGCCCAGACCCCUUUCAGGUCACACUCCACUCUGCAGUGUGCGCUUGGGCUAUGGCAAUGCUCAGGGUAUCUGUCUUCCUCACUCUUGGAGAACAAUAGUCUACUUAGACUUAAAAUGCUUCAUUAAUAACCCCAGUAAGUUUGUAGAAUUUGUAGAAUGAAUGAAAUCAGUGCUAAAAUUUAAUUAAAUGCUGUGUUAAUUAGAGAAGGUCUCACAGAUGCAUUAAGAUUGUUAGUCCUUCUUUAGGUAGGGCGCAUCCCUCUCUCUGGGCUCUAAAUACCUUGCAAAAGAGAACUGUACUUUUCUCUGUGGCUUCUAGAACAGAGAUAAACAUGAAAUAAAUAUUUCUGUUUUGGUCAUUAACAGGAGUUUCUUAAUAAAACAAACAAUUUAAUUACA
Molecule: messenger RNA, 22749 nt
Organism: Camelus dromedarius (Arabian camel)
Lineage: Eukaryota; Metazoa; Chordata; Mammalia; Artiodactyla; Camelidae
Gene: ATOH7
Product: atonal bHLH transcription factor 7
Exons: 1
Coding region: 20220-20678 (152 amino acids)
Biological process (GO): sensory organ development; axon development; positive regulation of transcription by RNA polymerase II
Cellular component (GO): nucleus
Molecular function (GO): E-box binding; protein dimerization activity; DNA-binding transcription factor activity, RNA polymerase II-specific
Source: RefSeq, a predicted model, not a curated record